CUGGGGGACAGCACUGGGGCCCGGGCAUCCAGGCGCCAAAGGACUGUUUGGAAAGCCGGGCAGCAGGACGCCCUGCUGGCAGCUUUCGCGGAGAACCCUUACCCAAGUUUCAUGGCCAGGCAGGACCUGGCCAGGGAACUGGGGCUGCCUGAGUCCCGCAUCCGCGUGUGGUUCCAGAACCGCCAAAAUCGCACCAGGGAGGUGCGCGGCCUCCAAGGCCCCGAGGGGUCGGCGGGACCAAGCGGGCUAGCGUCCCCUCAGCAACGACCCAAAGGGCCUGGUGCCAGGGCACGAGGUGGAAGAAGCAGACCCGCGGAGCGACGCACCAGGCGUCGCACUCGACUCAGCCCGGCACAGUUGAGGAUCCUGCUCCAGGCAUAUGAGGACAAAGCAAGCCCGAAAUAUGGUGCCAGGGUGAAGCUCGCCCAAGAGACCGGUUUGCCUGAGGACACCAUCUCCAUCUGGUUCCAAAACCGGAGACGCCAAAGGACUGUUUGGAAAGCCGGGCAGCAGGACGCCCUGCUGGCAGCUUUCGCGGAGAACCCUUACCCAAGUUUCACGGCCAGGCAGGAUCUGGCCAGGGAACUGGGGCUGCCUGAGUCCCGCAUCCGCGUGUGGUUCCAGAACCGCCGAAAUCGCACCAGGGAGGUGCGCGGCCUCCAAGGCCCCGAGGGGUCGGCGGGACCAAGCGGGCUAGCGUCCCCUCAGCAACGACCCAAAGGGCCUGGUGCCAGGGCACGAGGUGGAAGAAGCAGACCCGCGGAGCGACGCACCAGGCGUCGCACUCGACUCAGCCCGGCACAGUUGAGGAUCCUGCUCCACGCAUAUGAGGACAAAGCAAGCCCGAAAUAUGGUGCCAGGGUGAAGCUCGCCCAAGAGACCGGUUUGCCUGAGGACAACAUCUCCAUCUGGUUCCAAAACCGGAGA
Molecule: messenger RNA, 927 nt
Organism: Peromyscus eremicus (cactus mouse)
Lineage: Eukaryota; Metazoa; Chordata; Mammalia; Rodentia; Cricetidae
Product: visual system homeobox 2-like
Exons: 2
Biological process (GO): regulation of DNA-templated transcription
Molecular function (GO): DNA-binding transcription factor activity, RNA polymerase II-specific; DNA binding
Source: RefSeq, a predicted model, not a curated record